Molecule: messenger RNA, 3458 nt
Organism: Meleagris gallopavo (turkey)
Lineage: Eukaryota; Metazoa; Chordata; Aves; Galliformes; Phasianidae
Gene: NCOA3
Product: nuclear receptor coactivator 3
Biological process (GO): cellular response to hormone stimulus; positive regulation of transcription by RNA polymerase II
Cellular component (GO): nucleus
Molecular function (GO): protein dimerization activity; nuclear receptor binding
Source: RefSeq, a predicted model, not a curated record
UGAAUUCUUAUUUUAUUACUUUUAGUUGCUGAUGUAUGGUCAGGAUGAGUGGAUUAGGAGAAAACUCCUUGGAUAGCUUGACCAGUGAGUCAAGGAAGCGCAAGCCGCUGCCCUGUGAUACUCCAGGUGCAAGUCUGACCUGCAGUGGUGAGAAGCGUCGACGUGAGCAGGAAAGCAAAUACAUUGAAGAACUGGCUGAACUGAUAUCUGCUAAUCUGAGUGACAUUGACAAUUUCAAUGUCAAACCAGACAAAUGUGCUAUUUUAAAAGAAACUGUGAGACAGAUUCGACAGAUAAAGGAACAAGGAAAAGCAGUUUCCAAUGAUGAUGAUGUUCAGAAAGCUGAUGUGUCUUCCACAGGUCAAGGAGUUAUUGAUAAGGACUCCUUGGGACCUCUUUUACUACAGGCAUUGGACGGUUUCCUGUUCGUUGUCAAUCGAGAUGGGAACAUAGUAUUUGUGUCAGAAAAUGUCACACAGUAUUUGCAAUAUAAACAGGAAGAUUUGGUUAAUACAAGUGUCUAUGGUAUCUUGCAUGAAGAGGACCGGAAGGACUUCCUUAAAAAUUUACCUAAAUCUUCAGUUAAUGGAGUUGCUUGGACCAAUGACACACCUAGACAGAAGAGUCAUACAUUUAAUUGUCGGAUGAUGGUGAAAACUUCCCAUGAUCUUUUGGAAGAUGUAGGCAGCCACCAGGAUACACGCCAGAGAUAUGAAACAAUGCAGUGCUUUGCUUUAUCUCAGCCAAGAGCUAUAAUGGAAGAGGGAGAAGAUUUACAGUCCUGUAUGAUUUGUGUGGCACGUCGUAUCGCAACAGCAGAAAGAGUAUUUUCAACAAAUCCAGAGAGCUUCAUUACCAGACAUGAUCUUUCAGGCAAACUUGUCAACAUCGACACAAACUCGUUGCGAUCUUCCAUGAGACCUGGCUUUGAGGAUACAAUUCGCCGGUGUAUUCAGAGGUUCUUAUGCCAUAAUGAUGGACAGUCAUGGUCAAACAAACGCCACUAUCAUGAAGCUUAUACACAAGGUCAUGCUGAAACACCGUUGUAUCGCUUUUCCCUAGCGGAUGGAACUAUAGUGACAGCACAAACAAAGAGUAAAGUGUUUAGAAAUCCAGUAACUAAUGACCGCCAUGGAUUUGUCUCUACCCACUUUCUUCAAAGAGAGCAGAAUGGAUAUCGACCGAAUCCUAAUGCAGUUGGGCAAAACAUCAGAACAACAGUGGCUGGGAAUACAAAUUCUGUUGGUCUUAUGAACAUGUCACCUGGUCAAGGCAUGCCAAUGCAGAACAGGAACUACGGCAUGGGAGAUCCCAAUACAGUGGGUCAGCUGAGUAGCUCUCGAUAUGGAGGCCCUGGUAAUAUGGGACCAGUGAACUCUGGACCAGGAAUGCAAUCCUCUGCUUAUCAGAGCAACAGUUAUGGGUUGAAUAUAAGUAGCCCACCACAUGGUAGUCCUGGUUUAACUUCCAACCAACAGAAUCUAAUGAUAUCUACUAGGAAUCGAGGGAGUCCAAAAAUGAAUUCACACCAAUUUUCUCCAGUUACAGGUAUGCACUCUCCAAUGGGAUCUGCCAGCAACACCAGCAACAGCACUUUCUCUAGCAGUUCUCUUAGUGCUCUUCAAGCCAUUAGUGAGGGGGUUGGAACUUCCCUUUUAUCAACACUUUCUUCACCAGGUCCAAAAUUGGAUAGUUCUCCAAAUGUGAGCAUAGCUCAGCAAAAUAAAGCAAAUAACCAGGACUCCAAAAGCCCUUCGGGCUUAUAUUGUGAACAAAAUCAAGUGGAAAGUUCCAUCUGCCAAUCAAACAGCAGGGAUGUCCUUAGUGAAAAAGAUAGUAAAGAGGGAAGUCUGGAUGCACCUGAAAGUCAGAGAGGACAGUCUGAAAGCAAAGGGCAUAAAAAGCUGCUUCAGCUACUCACAUGCUCUUCAGAUGAAAGAGGACAUUCUACAGCAUCAAACUCACCUUUGGACUCUAAUUGUAAAGAAUCUUCUACCAACGUUACCAGUCCUUCAGGAGUUUCCUCAUCGACAUCUGGAGGGGUGUCUUCCUCCUCAAAUGUGCAUGGGUCACUCCUGCAAGAGAAGCAUAGGAUUUUACAUAAAUUGUUGCAAAAUGGUAAUUCCCCUGCAGAGGUUGCCAAAAUAACAGCUGAAGCUACUGGUAAAGACACAUAUCAUGACACUAGUAAUACAGUCCCAUGUGGAGAAGGUACAGUCAAACAGGAACAACUGAGCCCAAAGAAGAAAGAAAACAAUGCUUUACUAAGAUACCUGUUAGAUAAAGACGACGUUAAGGAUCCACUUUCCAAAGAGUUAAAGCCAAAAGUGGAAAAUGUGGAUAAUAAAAUGGGACAAUGCAGUAGUUCUACUAUUCCUACUUCCAGUCAAGAAAAGGAGAUGAAAAUAAAAACAGAACCAACAGAAGAGAUGAGUGGAGACUUGGAUAAUUUGGAUGCAAUUUUAGGGGAUCUGACUAGUUCAGACUUUUAUAAUAAUGCUAUGUCUACAAGUGGAAAUAGCUUUGGAACAAAGCAAGCAUUAUUUCAAGGAAAUGCUCCCCUGACAGGUAUGAGGAGUCCCCAGUCGGUGCAGACUACCCGUCCGCCUUUCAACAGAGCCAUGUCUUUAGACAGCCCUGUAGGCUCAGGUGCUUCAGUGAGGAAUGUCAAUGCAUUCUCCAUGUUACAAAAGCAAAACUUGAUGGGUGGAAGUCCAAGGAUGGCUGAAAACCAGGAAAGCUUCGGAGCAAAUAUUGCAAGUACUCCCAACAGAAGUGUAUCUAUGAAUCAACAUCAAUCAGGAGACUGGGGUUUGCCAAACUCGAAGGUUAACAGAUUGGAACCUACAAGUUCUACUUCCAUGUUGAGACAAGGAGCUGAGUUCAGUGCAUCCCUUCCCAGACCCACAGCAGGUGGCUCCAUGCCUGGGCUGCCCAUCCGUUCUAACAGCAUCCCCGGGACAAGACCAAUGUUACAACAGCAAAUGAUGCAUAUGAGGUCAAAUGAGAUUAACAUUGGUAUGGGGGGGAAUCCUUACGGACAGCCAGGGCCAGCCAGCCAGCCAGGAUCGUGGCCUGACAACAUGCUGUCCAUGGAGCAAGCAUCACGGGGUUUACAAAACAGACAAUUAGUGAGAAACUCUUUGGAUGACCUCUUAAGUGCAGCACCAAGUGUGGAAGGCCAGAAUGAUGAAAGGGCUCUUUUGGAUCAACUGCACACAUUGCUGAGUAAUACAGAUGUCACAAGCCUGGAAGAAAUUGACAGAGCUCUAGGAAUUCCUGAUCUUGUAAACCAAGUAAGAAGGAAGAGAUCCUGGUCACUUUUCUCUGUUCCAAAAGCCUAUGUUAUUUUGGUUCUUGGAGGGAGGGAAAAAAAAGAAAAUAGUGAAGAGAGCCUCCUCAUUUACAUGUGUUGCUUCACUUUCUUGUGUCCAUUUUUCUGAAUCUUUGGAAACAUU